CUAACAAGUCCGUCACGUGCUUUGCAAUGAUUCUGAAGAACUGUAAUGUAAUUCAUAUGGGAGAAUUAAGUGGUUUAUUGUAUAGAUGCAAACAGUUCUAAAAGCUUUUUAAAUUUCUAAACAAAAACCCUUCUGUGACAAUGUGGAAUUUUUGGGUUUUAAUUUGUUUAACUUCGGUUGCAAGAAUGACACCGCUUCCACAUAUUGCCAUCAAUGUUUUGACGGGAUCCAUACUAAAUAUAACAUGUACUUUCCAUGAGACAUCAACAGGGAACAUACUGUUUUAUAAACUAAAUGGAAACACUACAGAAGCAAGAUUGAAGAUCGAAAACGACGUGGGCCAGUGUUCGUUAACGUCGGGAUUGUCGCCAAAAGAAGUAAAUUGUUCGUGCUUGGAUACAAAUAGUGUAGUGUGCAAUAUUUCUGGUGACAAAAACGUCCAAGAUAAUUACACGUGGAAAUGUGCAACAUUCACGAAAAAUCACAAUCAUCCUUUCUACAGCAACGUAGCUGUCGUUCAAAAAGACGGACAAAUAAGCAGAAGCAGUACAUAUGCAACAUUAAAAGAUACGAUGAGCACAUGGAGAACAUAUGAGGUCACAGAAAUAUUGGAUGACAAACAGGAUCAAAACAUACCGUCCACGGUGUUAGCUUCUACUUCAAGUGUAUCAUACAGCAUCUCGGAAACAGAAGGUGAAACAACAUGGAUGUUUGAUUCAAACACAGGAGUCGCUUCACAUACGACAGGCUUUCGCUUUGAUAUAACACAGAAUAAACCAAACGACACGUUGGAAGCGUUAGAAAACAGAUCAGUCACAACGGCAUCUAAGAAAUUCUUUCAUGACAGUUUCUAUCCCAACGUUAUAAUUUCAAGCGCUUCUGUUGUGUUGAUUAUUCUCACGGCUACAUUGUUUACGUGCGUCUACAGAAAAUACCGUACACACUCAGAUGACCAUGAUGUUAGUUACUUGACUUCUCCGGAAGACGCAAAUGUGCUUACAAGACAGCGCUUAUCAAGUGACCAUUACGAUCGCAUCCCAUCGAUUGCAAUGUCCUCCAUUGUCGAAUGUAAUUUACCGAACGAGUCAGAAUGUGAACAAACCAGUGUGAAAUAUUUUGAAGUAAUCUCAGAUACGUCAGUCUCAGAUGUUCUAUCUGACAAAACAGAUGGGUCCAAAGCACAGACCACCGAGCGGGGUUGUUACGAGGACCUUCUCCAAGGAAGAACGGAUGAGAAAUACGGGAAAAGGGAGAGCAAGUCGAACACGAUUUAGCUACUUAGUAUAUUCAGUUCUGACGCAUGUUGUAUACACAAAAACACUUCACAACGUUAUUGUUGCAAUAAUGAGUUGGUGUGUAACAAUUGUGGUAAAAAUGUACCCCCAAUUCGGGGCUCGAACCAACUAUUAUGGCGAAUGCCCAAACCAGUCUUGUUUCAAAUAACGGUUCUUAUAAACGAAUAUUCAACUCUGUGAUUCUUAAUUGAAAUCGCAUAUUUUUCAUAUUGAAAAUAUCAAUUGUAGACCUAAGUUGUUUAAUAUAACGAACAUCUAGUUUGUCCGAUAUUUGUAAUUUGUUAUGCCUCUAAUUCGUUAAAAUUAAAAAAAUAAACACUCCCCAUUUUUAAUGAUUAUAAUACGACUUGUUUUCGUUAUUGAAAUCUUCUUUAUUGUUCAAGCAAUCAUAAACUUGCCUUUUAUAGAAUAGCAUCAAUUGAAAAGAAUAGUGUAUUUUAUGAUACUGUUUUAAUACUCUGCUUUCACUUUAGUAUUUGUAGUAUAUGAAUUGGACCACUCGUGUCUUGUUUUGAAAUCCAUCAUUACAAAUACAGAGACGAGUCAUUUAUAGAUAACUCGAUUGAUAUGAAUUUCUUAUCGUGUUUUAAACAGUUAUGCACAGUGAAUAAAACAUUCUGUGUGCAUGAUACCUAGAUAAAACUGAUCGUACUUUGACCUUUAAGUACAUGUGAAGUACAUUCUGUCAUUCAAAAUGUGCAUUUAAUGCGAUUUAUUUAUGGAUAUGCACGUGCCUUUUCCCUAGUGGCUGAGAGUCAAUGUGGACUUACCAUCGUCUAAGAUUCGUCUUCGAAGUACAAUAUUGUACUGGUUCAAUUGUCUAAUUGCCUAGUUGUCACUUGGUUUUAUGUUAUUCAUGCUAUAAUCAUAUAUUAAAAGCAAACAUGCAAUAAUCUAUAAAUCAAUGAAUGGAGCAUAACUAAUUUCAAGACUUAGGCGAUGUUGAUGAUAAACACACUUUAACCAUUUUCAAAGUCCAAUAAACCAUAUUUAACAACGGUAUUUCCAUUUUAUAAAUAUAGUCCUUUUAUUUAAUGUUCUUUUACAAUAUUUUGGUAGAAACAUACAUGUUAUAUACGUUAACAAAACCCGAUUUGUUGUUGCAAGAAUGUUAAUAAAUAUUUCCAUGAA
Dreissena polymorpha is the source of this 2426-nucleotide messenger RNA. RefSeq lists its product as uncharacterized. The transcript has 9 exons. Bases 141 to 1274 code for a protein of 377 amino acids. The record is from RefSeq and is a predicted model, not a curated record. NCBI's taxonomy places the organism in Eukaryota, Metazoa, Mollusca, Bivalvia, Myida, Dreissenidae.